Mytilus californianus (California mussel) is the source of this 2356-nucleotide messenger RNA. Its product is annotated as RNA-binding protein with serine-rich domain 1-like. The transcript has 6 exons. Gene Ontology annotation, molecular function: RNA binding. Gene Ontology annotation, biological process: mRNA splicing, via spliceosome. Gene Ontology annotation, cellular component: nucleoplasm; cytoplasm; ASAP complex. NCBI's taxonomy places the organism in Eukaryota, Metazoa, Mollusca, Bivalvia, Mytilida, Mytilidae. The record is from RefSeq and is a predicted model, not a curated record. Bases 38 to 847 code for a protein of 269 amino acids.
UCAAAGUGUAACAGCGUCAGAUCGUCUACCCCCAACAAUGGUUAGAAGUGAGAGUAAAAGCAGGGAAAGAAAGAAAAGUGGAUCAGAAAAAACCAAAGAAAAAAAGAAGAGGACAAAGUCAGAAUCAAGUAGUGGUUCAGAUUCAGACAGUAGCAGUUCAUCAGGAAGCUCAAAAGGCAGAAGUAGAUCCAGAUCAUCAUCCUCCGACAGUAGUUCUAGCAGUGGAAGUAGUAGUUCUGGGAGUAGUUCGUCCUCACGGUCGGGGAGUUCCAGCUCUAGUGGAUCAUCAGACAGUGACAGGCCCACUAAGAAAACUAAAGAGGCAAAGCGCAAGGCAUCAGAAUCUCCAAAAAGACGGAAGAGAAGCCCAACACCUCGACCAACCAAAGUUCACAUCGGACAGCUGACUAGAAAUGUCAAUAAAGAGCACAUACAGGAGAUAUUUACUGUCUAUGGUACACUGAAGAACCUAGAUGUUCCAGUGGAAAGAGUUCAUCCAAACUUCAUUAAAGGAUAUGCUUACAUAGAGUAUGAGAAACCUGAUGAUGCUGAGAAAGCUAUUAAAUACAUGAAUGGAGGUCAAAUUGAUGGACAAGAAGUGACAGCUGCUGCAGUACUGCCACCUAGAGUGGUGUCCAGACCUCGUCGCAGUCCUCCUCAUAGACCACCACCCAGAUGGGAAAACCGGGAAAAUAGGCGAGGAGGAGGGUCCCCUCCCAGAGGAUCAUACAGAGAUCGCAGGAGAUCACCUCCUCGUAGACGCUCCCCACCAAGAAGACGAUCAAGGUCAAGGUCACCAGCAAGACGCAGAAGAUACAGCAGAUCAAGUUCUAGUUCAUCUCACUAAUGUUUUUGUGUAUUGUGUAUAUAUGUGGAACUGUGUUGCCUGUUUAUUAUGUUGAGGUCAUUUGAUACCAUAAUUAUUUAUACUGAACUCCAGGUCAAAUGAUAAAUAUUUUGUAGAAAUAUGUUUAUUAUGUGGGAAAUUUUGAAAGUUUACUGUGCAAGUUGUAUUUUCUUGACGUGGCAACUAUUUAUAUGAAUGAAAAACAUUUUCAAAUAUUGGUUUCCCCAAAAAUUGUGGGGAGACCAUUCAUGGUCUGAAUAAUUUGUAUAUUUUAAAGUUUUCCUAUGAAUUGAUAAACAUUGAUAAAGGGUAUGUGUCUAUGAGACAGCAACCCAAUGACAUAAAUAAACAGCAGAAUCAAAAACAUCACAGAAAAUUCUUAAGCCUAUUUGUGUUGUAGGGAUGUGGUCUCAUUGACAUAUAUACCCAACAAAAGGCCCACAUAUUUAUUCAUAUUUGACUACAUUGAUUUUGAUUUAUUGAAAGAGAGAGAAAAUAUGAAUUCAGAUUGUAGGAAAGGAGGAUAAUUAGAGUUUGAUUAUCAUUUUAAGAUGAUUCAUACAAUCAAGUGUUUCAUAAAUAUCAUAAUAAUGGCUUGUAGUUCAUGAACAUCAAAGUAAUCUAUACUUUAUCAGUCGUCUAUUUAAAAUAUUCCAUUGGUUUAUGUUUUCAUACUUUUUAUUCAUUUUAUCUUCAACAUCGUGUUAUUCUUUGGAAAACUGUUACUUUUGUUUAUAGAAGACAAGUAAUUGUUAAAGAAUAAACUUACCAGAAGAAUAGGGUGAUAAGGCAUUUCAAAUUUAGGGCUAUUUCAUUAAAGUGAAUGUGGAAGGGUAUGAAGGGACUUUCAAAAAUCCCCCCACAACCAACAUACUUAGAGUAAUUUUGCAUACAUCAAAUCAAUAUAAAAUUAUAAAUGACCCACGACCCAUGUCAAAAAAUAAAACAUCCCUUCUAUCCUCCCACAUUUGUUUAAAUGGAAUAGCCCUAAAUUGACCACAGUAUCUGGACGAAGUAAAAUUUUUCUUAUAUUUUAAUUCUUAAAUAUUUAUUCACAAUUUUAUACAUGGGCACCUUUAAAGCUUGACAUACUGCCUUUGUUGUCUAUUGUACACAAGAUGUAUUUAGAUUUCUGUGUGUUGUUGGUUUUUUGUCUCAUUAAUAUAUACCUCAAAUCUCUAUUUCUACAAAACUAAAUUUUGUUCACACAAAUGAUAAAUUAAAAAUAUCCAGUAUCUGGUAAAAAUAACGGUCAAGUUGCAUGUAUUUUCGUUAUCAUUGUGUUUCACAUUUUUUUUUAGAUUUUUAUUUCUUACAUCUUUCAGAUCAUAUAAAACCCAUUAUAACUAUAACUUCACAGAUUUGUUUUGCCAAGUACAAAGUAGUAGGUAUAGAUGUUGAUAAUGUGGUCAGUUCAUUUUCAUCAGAUAAUUAAAAACUAUGCAUGAACUGAAAAAUUGUAAAUAUUAUACAUGAACAUUGUUUUUAAUUAAAUAAAUGUAGAUGUAA